AAAUGGCAAAAUAAAACACUGACAGAAGAAGAAAAGGCAACGAUUGAGAAAGGAAUUGAGGAGAUCGCUGAAAAAUUUAGAAACGGUGAGAGUGCUCCGGAUGUUAAAGAGCUGUUCAAGAAAAUCCAUCUGACAGAUAAGGAGAUAUCCGCUAUAAUCGCGGCAGCAAAGCGAAGGAAUGUGAACAACUUCAAUUCUGUAAGGAAAUAUCCACGUACAGGGAAAGCCCCCGUGAAAAAGAUCAAGAAAAAUAUUUAUCUACAACCGGACUCUGUUUAUGAAAGAGCAGACUUCGAACCGUACGAGACUGAGGAUGAACGUAUCAUGAUCAUGACGGAAUCUUUGUGCCAUGCAGUCCGUAAGUACGAUCAUUAUGAAUGGUGCAACCGAUAUACUGAAGAUCGCAUACGGCCUGAAAGUGUUGCUGCGACCUUUGCAUCAAAUCUAUUAAAUGUAAGAUGUGUGGACGUAGCAGCUAGAUUGAGGCAUUGUGAACAGUUUCCAAUAGAUCUAACACUUCCUCCAACUUUUUCUACAGCUUCGGCUUAUCGAGUAUUCGAGAGUUCUCGUGUUUCUCUGAGUAAGAGGGCAUCGGUGUAUUUUAACCCUAGCGAUGUUAAUUCAACGGACUUCAUGAUACUCUAUCCUGAAGGUGAUAUUGUUCGGAAGUUCACGGUUCAUGAUCGACUCAACAUUCAACUUCAUUCAGAUAUUCUGUUGGAUCUCAAUUACCUCAAAUUAAAGACACAAGUACGAGCGGUUUUCUUAGAACCUACUCGGCUCGCCAUGGCUAUAGAAUCGCCGGAAGCGGAAGAACAGAGAAACAAGGUCCAAAUGGAACUCAUGGGAACAAUUAUGGCAGAACAUGAAGCGUCUCAAACUGAGGCCAUGUUGGACUACGUUGCAAGUGAAGUGGUGGUUGAAAACACUCAAGAAAAUGAGCCAAUCUUUUACGAAGAUGCUGUAGAUGAUGCCCUCAAUGCAACAAUUCAUACGAUUGGUGACGCAGUCAGCCCUUCGAUAGAGGCGGGACUCGAAUGCGCGAGUACCACUGCUGAGAGAGAUAUUCAGGAAUCCGAGACGCUGUUAGAGGCCAAAGCCGAACCCGUUAAAAGAAAACGAGGAAGACCGAGGAAGUAUGAAGCACCGCCUACUUCUAAGGAGAACCAGGAAAAGUCAGGGGCGAAGAAGAGGAAAAGUGUUCAUGAAGUCUCCGACGAGGGCGAGGAAGAGCUUUGA
Molecule: messenger RNA, 1239 nt
Organism: Haemonchus placei
Lineage: Eukaryota; Metazoa; Nematoda; Chromadorea; Rhabditida; Trichostrongylidae
Source: the annotation of a GenBank genome assembly